Pelodiscus sinensis (Chinese soft-shelled turtle) is the source of this 2022-nucleotide messenger RNA. The record is from RefSeq and is a predicted model, not a curated record. NCBI's taxonomy places the organism in Eukaryota, Metazoa, Chordata, Testudines, Trionychidae.
UUUACUUGUAUUCUUUCUUUUCUUCUAGGAUGGCCAGAGCUUUUGCAUUCUGAAUGAGCAGAGAUUUGCUAAAGAGCUACUUCCCAAAUACUUCAAACACAACAAUAUCUGUAGCUUCAUACGGCAGCUCAAUAUGUAUGGAUUCAGGAAAGUGAUUGCAUUGGAGAAUGGUAUGAUAACAGCAGAGAAGAGCGCAGCAAUUGAAUUCCAACACCCUUUCUUUAAACAAGGGAAAGCAGACUUAUUGGAAAACAUCAAACGAAAGGUGUCUGCAGUGAGAACUGAGGACCUCAGAGUCUGUUCAGAAGAUUUACACAAAGUGCUUUCUGAAGUUCAGGAAAUGAGGGAGCAACAAAACAACAUGGAUGUCAGACUGGCUAGUAUGAGAAGGGAAAAUAAAGCCUUGUGGAAAGAAGUAGCUGUUCUAAGACAGAAGCACAGCCAACAACAGAAGUUGCUGUCUAAGAUCCUUCAAUUUAUACUAAGUUUGAUGAGAGGAAACUAUAUUGUGGGAGUCAAGAGAAAAAGAUCUCUAACAGAUGCGUCUGGUGCCUCCCCUUCCAAAUUCAGCCGGCAGUAUAUUCACCUACCCGUGGAGCAUGGUGAUACGGUUGCUAUUUCUGAACAUGAUCCAGACAGUGAAAAUGGUACAGGCAUUAUUAUUCAAGAUAUUACCAACACUGUGGAUGAUGCCCCUGGUGUGUGUGCUACAGCAAGUAGCCCAAGUGGAAGUCAUGGAGAGAUCCAGACUUCUCAAGAACAGGAUCUGCCUGUGUGUGAAGCAUCACAGCCCAUUGAGUUAAGUGAUACAGAACCAGACUGUCUAGUUCAACUUGCUGAUGGUUCCCUCAUGUCCAGUGUAGUAGGCAGUGAAGCAGUAGAGAUGCAUUCUGCCCAAGUUAAUGCUCCAGAAGAUCCUGCAUCAGUGAUUGACUCCAUCUUGAAUGAGAGUAACUCCACAACUCAAAGUGAUGCUUUACUGGAGAGGGAAGAGAUUCAGGAUUUUCUGAAUUGUAUUGAUGCUAGUCUUGAGGAGCUCCAGGCGAUGCUGUCUGGGAAGAAAUUUAACUUUGGCUCUGAAGCCUUUAGUGAUACUUUCAAUCCUGAGCGCUCAGCCCUGGACAUAAACUUGACAAAUGCUUCAUCCAAUAUGGAAAAUAUUGAGGACCUGCCGGACAGCAUUGAAGAGCUGGGAACAAGUGAGCAGGAAACAACUGAAAACAAAGACAUGCAGUUGAUACAAUACAGAGGCAACCCUCUGCUUUCGUUAUUCGAAGAACUGCCCUCUGUUGAAGGUGCUGGGAAGACAGAGGAUCCUAAAGAUCUUCUCCUGUCCUCAUUGGAGGAGAAACCUGCUAUUUCUCUUUCCUCAAGUAGCGAAGCAGUUUCACCACUGGCAGCUCCAGCAAUCCAGGCUGAAUCCCUUGAUACGCUGGAACUCUGUGAUCAGUCUCUGCUCCCAGAAGAUGGCAAUGGAGAGUAUAAACUAUUUCCCCUCCUGCUUCUCAGCCCUGUGGCUAAUUUUAUAGAAGAGGCCUCCGAGAUAGAAACUGCUUGAGAACUUGCACAACAUCUCUGUAAGAUCAGCUUCCUGAUCUGAAAUACAGAGAUGGUACAGGGCUCAGUGAGGUUUUCUUCCCUUCCUUUCACUUCCUUGUCCCAUCUGCCCCAUCCUGGGACUAAUAUGCAAAGAUAAUGGAAGGCUUCUUAAAAAUGCAAGACAGUUCAUGCAAGAAGCUGAAAGCACUAUCGAGACAAGAAUUGCACCGCACUGAAGGCGCUCAGAGAAACAAAUGCCACACACACAUAUUGUAUUGUAAUAUGUAAUUUUUUUAUAUUGUUACUAAAAGGAAAUCUAUAUCCUAUUGUAAAGCUGGGUUGUAUUUUUUAGCUGUCUUAUCACAUCUUAUUGAAUAUUGCAACAUGGAAUUUACUUGUUCUGAAUUUUUCAUUAUGUUGCUUGUUUCCUGUUAGAAAAUCAUUUGCAAAAAUGGAAUAUAUUUUGUUUGCCUGCUACUAGGA